This is a messenger RNA of Leucoraja erinaceus (little skate), 978 nucleotides long. It is a transcript of the gene setd9, whose product is annotated as SET domain containing 9. Gene Ontology annotation, molecular function: protein binding. The coding region runs from base 75 to 944 and encodes 289 amino acids. The transcript has 6 exons. The record is from RefSeq and is a predicted model, not a curated record. Lineage: Eukaryota; Metazoa; Chordata; Chondrichthyes; Rajiformes; Rajidae.
AGCUGGCAGACGGAGCGGCGCCUCCUCUCUCGGCCGGGCCGGGCUGGGCUGGGCUGGGCUGGGCUGGGGCAGCGAUGCUGCGCCGGCUGCUGUCCCGCUGGAAGCGCUACAAGUACCGGCUGGUGCCCUGGAUCGCGCUGAACGUGGGCAAAAACCCCAGGACAAUUCGAUUUGUUCCAGAAACUUCCUUGGAUAAAGUUAUUUCUGACUGUGCGAUUGAGGCCUCGUUACUGAAGUUAUUUCGUGCUUUGUUCAGGAGAGAUUUGAGCAAUCAAGCUGAGUUUCUUAAUAUGCUGCCGGAAAGUAUUCAAUCAAAAUACAAAAAUAUAUUAACUCAUUUUCACAAAGAAACAGAAGGAAAUGGAAUGGAUUUUAACCCUGAUGGGGCAAUGCUUGAAACAUUUGGAUUCAUUAUAAGACGGGCAAUUAGUUCACUUUCAUUUGCUGGAAGAGGGGUGUUUGUCACAACCGGAAGGGUGCCAAAAGGAACAGUAGUCUGCAUGUAUCCUGGUACUGUCUAUCAGCAAUAUGAACCGAUCCUUUUCCAGUCUAUAUGCAACCCAUUCAUUUUCCGGUGUGUAGAUGGCGUGUUAAUUGAUGGAAAUGACAAAGGGAUCUCUAAAGUUAUUUACAGAUCUUGCAGUGGACGGGAUAGACUUGGUCCUUAUAAAACAAGUGAUGUCACUUGGCUGACAGAAACCCCGGCCAAUCCAUUAGCUCUGGGUCAGUACGUCAACAACUGUUCCAAUGAAAAAGAAGCCAAUGUAUGCUAUCAGGAAUUUGAUGUUCCCACGACAUUUCCUGUAGAGUUCCGACAGUACUUUCCUAACGUAAACUACAGACAUGAUGUGGAAAGGUUUUUGCGAUGUGUGGUUCUUGUGACGCUUCGAGAUAUAGAGAUGGGAGAAGAACUGUUCUCAAAUUACUACACGAUUAUAAAAUAAAAACAGGACACACUGUGUUCGGUGUUUCAACCCA